Messenger RNA from Paramecium octaurelia, 533 nucleotides. The record is from the annotation of a GenBank genome assembly. NCBI's taxonomy places the organism in Eukaryota, Ciliophora, Oligohymenophorea, Peniculida, Parameciidae.
CAUAGCAUAUGCAAAAGCCAUAAUUUAAGCAUCAAACAUAAUAGUUUCGAAGAUGUGGGCUCCAUGCAGUGAACAACUUACUUUAAGUAGAGAAAUAUACCUGGUUAGAUUUCUAAAAUAUAGCAGAAGAAAUUUAAAAAGAAACAAACUUAUCUCAUCACACUUUUUUCAUUGGAAAUUAUGAUUUUAAUGUUUUGGAGAGAGUGUUAUACAAAGAAUCGCUUGAAAUUGUAUGGAUUAAAUAGAACCAAAAAAUUGAUGAAAAUCUUAUUGCUGAUCCUUAAGUUUUUGGAUUUGUGGUUAGCAUGACCAAGUAACUCUCUAUUUUCGAAAGAUUUUGUUAAUGGGAUCCCAGACAUUGGAUUUCCAUAAGAAAAAUUGUCAAGCCUGAUGGUGACUUUUAGUUUUAUUAUCAUGACUCUUAACUUAAAUCUCCUUAAAUCAAGGAGACUCCAGAUAUGAUUUAAUAAUUGAUAGAAUUACAGAAGCAGAAAAAUGAAAAUAAUUUCAUAUUGUUAGUUAAGAAAAUAUGA